Abrus precatorius (Indian licorice) is the source of this 1060-nucleotide messenger RNA. RefSeq lists its product as uncharacterized. The transcript is spliced from 4 exons. The record is from RefSeq and is a predicted model, not a curated record. NCBI's taxonomy places the organism in Eukaryota, Viridiplantae, Streptophyta, Magnoliopsida, Fabales, Fabaceae. The coding region runs from base 186 to 959 and encodes 257 amino acids.
GUGUUUUUUCAAUUUAAUACAAAAAGAUGAGUUUGUUGAUUGGUUGCUUUUUAGUCCGAGAUAUAUACUCCAACCACCAAUAUUCUUUGUCUGUGUAGAAACCCUUUGUGUAUUUGGUUUCUCUCCUGAAGGUAAAGCGGAGAAGAGAAGCAAGGAAGGACCCUUGUUCCCUCAACGAAGGAGAGAUGGGGAAGGAGGGUGAAACCAAAGUGGUGGAGCAACCUUUGCCACCGCCAUCAAAGUUCCCGUUGAGCUUUUGGGAAGCCACGGUGGCUUCAAUGGUGGCCAUGCUUUUUGUGGUGGGUCUUCUCUGUGUGUACCUCACCAUGCCCGAUUCGGAUUACAGCUUCCUCAAGCUUCCGCGCACCCUCCAAGACCUUCAACUCCUACGAGAUAACCUUGAGAGCUAUACAAGUGACUACACUGCACAAGUCUUGGUGGGAUACUGCGUGGUUUAUAUUUUCAUGCAGACUUUCAUGAUUCCAGGGACUGUAUUCAUGUCAUUGCUUGCGGGAGCACUCUUUGGAGUCUUUAAAGGUGUGGCUUUGGUUGUAUUUACUGCCACAGCAGGAGCUUCUUCAUGUUAUUUCCUGUCAAAACUGAUUGGAAGACCUCUUCUUUCUUCUCUCUGGCCUGAAAAGUUGAAAUUCUUUCAAACCCAGGUGGCGAAAAGAAGAAAGAGUUUGUUGAACUACAUGCUCUUUCUGAGACUGACUCCGACGCUGCCCAACACAUUUAUUAAUUUUGCUUCACCAAUUGUGGAUGUUCCUUAUCAUAUUUUCUUCAUGGGAACUGUCAUUGGACUCAUACCUGCUGCAUAUGUCACUGUCAGGGCUGGAUUAGCUCUUGGAGACUUACAAUCCGUGGGGGAUCUCUAUGAUUUUAACUCAAUUGCUACUUUGUUUCUCAUUGGUGUUGUUUCAGUAACACCCACACUAAUGAGCAAGAACGAAUCAUAGCAUUUCAGAAGCCAAGAAUCUUGGAAACGAGGCCCUUGUUCUAGUGACACCUAAUACCAAUUCAGUAUUUGUACAUAUCUCCAAAAAAAAGGAAGAAAAAA